GGUGUGGGUGACGGAGGGAUGUGGAUGUGAGGGAGGGCGACGAGUUCAGAUCGACCCCUCCGGCAGCGCGGACAGCAAGUGAGUCAUCCCCCCCUCCGCGCGUAUUCAGCUGCCGCUUCAGGCGCACGUUGGCGACCAGAGAUGACUAGAGAUGACCGUAACUGCACAGUGCGCAAUGCGCAAUGCGCACAGCUGUCGCGGCCGUCUCCAUCUCCACCCCCAUCUCCAUCUCCAUCUCCACGGUUCACGGCCAGGCGGUUGAAGACGCGAAGAAGCGGUGGCCCGGUGGGGGCCCAUGGGAUCGAACUGGACGACUCAGGAGCGCGAGAGCACGAAUAUGCAAUAGACUGAACGGUGGGCACGGGUCAGGACUUGGGGGAGGGGGAACCGUGUGGGUAGUGGUACGGUUCGGUGUGGUACGGUUCGGUGUGGUACGGUUCGGUGUGGUGUGGUUUGGUGCGGUGUGGUGUGGUUUGGUGCGGUGAUUGGCUCCGCACUUCUGAGUUGGAGAGCGGAGGCUGGCGAGAACGGCUCGAUUGGGUAUUGGGUAUUGGGUAU
Messenger RNA from Tricharina praecox, 558 nucleotides. RefSeq lists its product as uncharacterized. The transcript has a single exon. The record is from RefSeq and is a predicted model, not a curated record. Bases 183 to 485 code for a protein of 100 amino acids. NCBI's taxonomy places the organism in Eukaryota, Fungi, Ascomycota, Pezizomycetes, Pezizales, Pyronemataceae.